AUAAAAUCAAAACAUUUAUCACACUGUUGUCAUUUUUCUGUCAUUCAGAAGUAAACAUUGAUAACAGUUAUCAGUGUGUUUUAGUUAGAUCAGGUUGGCAACUCUUGCAAACAUUAUCAAGGUGAUAAAUUAAAUAAUUGGUUGAAUUCUGCGCAAUUUUGUUGUUUUUGUUCUUUGUGUUGUUUAUUCGGUGUAGAAACAACUUUGAAAAUUGUAAUUCAAUUGUUUUAAUUUUAAAGGAUUAGUGAAAAUAUUUUUCAAAUCCCUCUGAGUUGUUAAUUUUUAUUACCGGUUAAAAGGCCGCAUAGCAACUGUUGUCAGGAAGUAAAUAUUAAAUUUACGCCGUAUAUCGUCUCUGUAAGUAGGAAUACCUUCAUCAUUUAUUGUUAAAAACAGUAAGAAGAUGUCGAAAUUUGAAAAACAGGCCUUUGAAAAUGUCGAUAUUUCAAGGAGUGAAUUGAAAGAAUUUGAAGAAGCUAUGAAAAAAGAGGAAUUUCGAAAACUCCUUGGUGAAUAUUUUACUGAAGUUACUGAUCCAAAAAACAAGGCUGCAUAUGAAAGUGAUAUGAUAAAAUUAGAAAAAGAGAGAGGUGUUGAUAUCACUUUUGUACAUCCCACACCAGGAUAUGUCAUUAAGACAAGUUGUGAUGGAGAGCGCAAAGCAUUUAUCAACAUUUGUUCAAAUGAUGUUAUUGGAAGACCUGUACCUACUACAGUUCAACAAAAUGGUCAGUUAGGGACUAAUUGGUCUCUCCCUCAUAUCUUUGUACCACCCAAAAUUGAUUUUGACAAAAAUAAAGAAAGAUGUAUUGUUUUUGAUGUUAUUUUUCACCCAGAAACACUUGAAUUAGCUAGAAGAAAUGAAAAUUUCAAGAGUUUCGUCAAUGAUACUGCUUUAUCUGGCAUAGAAGACUCCUUUGAUACUAAACUUGACAGAAAUAAUCUAAGAUUCCCAAAAACUAACUUUAAAGGAGCAAAAACUGCAUCAGUUAUUAGGAAGAAAUGUACAGAUAUGCCUUCGGGAUCUAGUGAAUCUCCUAUGGAUAUUCCUAAUUAUCCUUAUAGUCCAAUAAAGGAAAAUUCGAGUCCAAAAGUGACCAAGCCUCGUGGUAAUGUGACUAAGGAAGGGUCUUUAUACACAACCCCUAAGUAUGUUAUCAAACAUAGGAAAGGAGUAGAUUUCCAUGAAUUUUCUAAUGCAGUUGAUGCUAAAGUUAAUGCUGCUACACCAACGGAACUUGUUGUAGAAAUUGAUCUCCCUUUAUUGAGCUCUACGGAGGAUGCCUCACUUAAUGUUUGUGAACGAACUCUUUCUCUAAUCAGUGAGAAACCAUCAAAGUACAAGUUGAACAUAUCACUCCCCUAUGCAGUUGAUGAAAAUAGUGGAACAGCGCGCUUUGAUAAAAGGAGCAAAAUGCUUAUAGUUACUCUACCUGUGAUUCAAAAGAAAUUCAAUGAAAAUCUCUUUCAUCGUGAUGAUUCUGGUAUAGAAAGCGAUGUUAACCAGAACCCCUCAUCCAGUGAUGAAGAUCUAAACACACCUCCUGUUGAAGUGAUUAGUGCUUGUGAUUUUGGUGAACAAAAGUGUAAUGAAGAAGGAAUAGAUUUCAGGACUAGUGAAGAAGUUGUUAGUAAAUUUCUUUCAGAAGAUGUCCAUUAUGUUUUCCCUACUUAUUCUUUCAGCAAUAAAAAUAAGUGUAUUUCAAUUACCAUUGACGUUAAAAAUGUAGAUCCAUCAACUGUGUAUCAUCAGUUUGUUUUUGAUGGAGCAGGUGCACAUUUUAAGUUUUCAUCCCUGGGCUCUGGUUUUUUUCCAAUUCAUUUUGCAUUUUGUAUAAAAUUUCCAAAAUCUGUCAUCAAUCCUUCAACGAUGAAGGUUGAUGUUUGGGAUAAUAACUUAAUAAUAAUGAUGGAUCUCAUUUCAUGUGAAGACAAUGUACUCACUGUUUAUGCUGUUGGAACUACACUAGAUAAAUUGCAAGACAUUUUUUUAGAAAAUCCUAUUUGGUUUAAGGACAUCUAUCUCACAAACAAGGUAAAAGAUGUUGCAGAGAAAGAAAUUUGUUACAAUCAAGUUGAACAACUUUGUCAUGGUAUCUCUGAAGUAGACAUUAAUUUAGAUCUUAAAAGGCCUGUUUCUACUGAUGGCCAAAAGAUUGUACAAAAAUCAAGAACAUGCUCUGAGACAAAUUUUCGUCCACCACCUGUGGCAAUUGUGCGUAGGAGUAUUUUAAAAAAUAGUCGUAGUCUGAGUGAGUCGAAUACUGAUGAAUAUUCGACUUGGUCUUCUUUAGAUUCUUCAGACAAUCAAGAUGAAUCAUUGGGACAUUGCUCUAUCAAAAAGACUGUUAGGUUCUCUGAUGUCAUAUCUAAAAAAGUUUUCAGAGCUGGUUCUUCGAUUCUGGGACAAAAACACAAAAAUGAAAAGAAAUCGCGGAACCGGAAGAAGGUAGCAAUAAAGAGAAGGCGUUCCGAGUCUGACGCUUCAGAAGUGUCAGAGGUAUCAGAUAUUUCUGACUAUUCUGAAGUUUCUGACAUGUCAGAGGCAUCUGAUGGUGGUAGCUCCGAUGAUUGCAGCUCACCGUUCUCACGACAGCCACCACCUGUCCCAGGGAGCAAAAGGCACCGCAGAAGGGGCUCUAAGAAUGGACGUAAAAAUGCUGCUUCAGCAAAACAAAACAACUUUCUUUUAAGCCAUGAUUGACACUAGUCAAACAUUUAGUGGCCAGGAUGCCACUAUUGACAUUUUAGAUCUUUUACUUAAAAAGUAUAAUGAAAAAUUGGCAUACUAUAUUUUAGGAACCUUAAUAAAAUUAAGACUAUGUUAUUAAAUUAAAGAAAUCACUUAGUUUUUUUCUUUUUGGAUUUGUUGUGAUAAGGAGAUUAUAUAUUGUUAAAUAUUUAUAGAUGUUUUUGCACAUAUUUUUAGUGAUAAUUGAUUGUUUACCUGCCUAAAAAUUUAAAUAUAGUUUAUCUUUAUAUUUAUUAUAUAA
Nezara viridula (southern green stink bug) is the source of this 2993-nucleotide messenger RNA. The record is from the annotation of a GenBank genome assembly. NCBI's taxonomy places the organism in Eukaryota, Metazoa, Arthropoda, Insecta, Hemiptera, Pentatomidae.